Molecule: messenger RNA, 2394 nt
Organism: Canis lupus familiaris (dog)
Lineage: Eukaryota; Metazoa; Chordata; Mammalia; Carnivora; Canidae
Product: ralBP1-associated Eps domain-containing protein 1-like
Biological process (GO): endocytosis; endosomal transport
Cellular component (GO): plasma membrane; cytoplasm
Molecular function (GO): calcium ion binding; protein binding
Source: RefSeq, a predicted model, not a curated record
AUGGAAGGCUUAACGCUGAGCGAUGCGGAGCAGAAAUACUACUGGGAUCUCUUCUCCUACUGCGACAUUGAGAGCACCAAGAAGGUGGCGGCCAACGGGCGGGUGCUGGAGCUAUUCCGGGCCGCCAUGCCCAACGACGUGAUCCUCCAGAUUAUGGAGCUUUGUGGUGCAACGAGGCUUGGUUACUUUGGAAGAAGUCAGUUCUAUAUUGCUUUGAAACUUGUAGCUGUUGCCCAGUCUGGUUUCCCUUUAGGAGUGGAAAGUAUAAAUACAGUAAAGGACCUUCCUCUGCCAAGAUUUGUUGCUUCAAAGAAUGAACAGGAAUCUCGCCAUGCAGCCUCAUAUUCUUCAGAUUCUGAAAAUCAAGGGUCUUACUCUGGUGUAAUUCCACCACCACCUGGCAGGGGGCAAGUGAAAAAGGGAUCUGUAAACCAUGAUACUGUCCAGCCUCAUACAUCUGCAGAUCAGCAGGAACCUGCAUCUCCAGUAGUUUCACCCCAGCAGUCCCCACCAACUUCUCCACACACAUGGAGGAAGCACAGCCGUCACCCCAGUGGGGGAAAUAGCGAGAGGCCUCUUGCAGGACCUGGACCAUUUUGGUCUCCCUUUGGUGAAGCACAAUCAGGUUCUUCUGCUGGUGAUGCAGUGUGGUCAGGGCAUUCUCCACCUCCACCGCAAGAAACUUGGGUCAGUUUUGCAGAUACUCCACCAACCAGUACUCUUUUAACCAUGCAUCCUGCUUCUGUCCAGGACCAGACAACAGUACGGACUGUAGCAUCAGCUACCGCUGCCAAUGAAGUUUGUAGGCAAUCCAGUAGUUAUGAUGAUCCCUGGAAAAUAACAGAUGAACAAAGGCAGUAUUAUGUAAAUCAAUUAAAAACCAUUCAGCCUGAUCUAAACGGAUUUAUUCCAGGAUCUGCAGCUAAAGAGUUUUUUACAAAAUCAAAACUUCCUAUUCUUGAACUUUCUCAUAUUUGGGAACUUUCAGACUUUGAUAAAGAUGGAGCAUUGACACUGGAUGAGUUUUGUGCUGCUUUUCAUCUGGUAGUUGCUAGGAAGAAUGGCUGUGACUUACCAGAAAAACUCCUUGAAAGCCUAAUGCCCAUUGAUUUGGAGGACUCAGCAGAUGUUGGAGAUCAGCCAGGUGAGGUAGGUUAUUCAGGCUCUCCUGCAGAAGCACCUCCAAGCAAGUUACCAUCAAUGCCAUCACUAAACCAGACUUGGCCUGAGUUGAAUCAGAGCAGUGAGCAGUGGGAGACAUUUAGUGAACGCUCUUCAAGCUCACAAACUCUGACCCCAUUUGAUUCUAACAUUGCACCAACUGAUCCUGAUACUGCUAUUGUUCAUCCAGUUCCCAUUCGUAUGACUCCAAGCAAAAUCCACAUGCAGGAAAUGGAACUGAAAAGAACUGGCAGUGAUCAUACUAAUCCCACUAGCCCAUUACUGGUGAAAACAUCCGACCUGUCGGAGGAAAGUAAGAUAAAUUCAUCAGUGAAAUUUGCUUCUGGAAAUACUGUAGCAGAUGGGUACAGUAGUUCAGAUUCUUUUACUUCGGACCCAGAACAGAUUGGAAACAACGUAACUCAUCAAAGGUCUCAUUCAGGAACAUCUCCUGAUAACACUGCACCACCACCUCCUCCUCCAAGACCACAGCCUUCUCAUUCUAGAUCAUCAUCUUUAGAUAUGAAUCGGACCUUUGCAGUCACCACAGGACAACAACAGGCUGGAGUUGUUGCCCAUCCUCCUGCAGUGCCUCCAAGACCACAGCCCUCACAGGCUCCUGGUCCCGUUGUGCAUCGCCCAGUGGAUGCUGAUGGCCUGAUAACUCACAUUAGUACCUCACCUCAGCAGAUGCCAGAACAACCAAAUUUUGCAGAUUUCAGCCAAUUUGAAGUAUUUGCUGCAUCAAAUGUAAAUGAAGAACAAGAUGAUGAAGCUGAGAAACAUCCAGAGGUCUUGCCGGUUGAAAAAGCUUCAGAUCCUGCAAGUUCUCUUCGAGUUGCCAAAACAGAUAGUAAAAUUGAAGAAAAGACAGCUGCUAGUGUUCCCGCCAAUGUGAGCAAAGGCACAACACCUCUCGCUCCACCACCUAAACCUGUUCGAAGAAGAUUAAAAUCAGAAGAUGAAUUAAGGUCAGAAGUUGACGAACAUACGCAAAAGACAGGUGUCUUAGCUGCUGUGCUUGCUUCACAGCCUUCUAUUCCUAGGUCUGUUGGGAAAGAUAAGAAAGCAAUUCUGGCAUCAAUUAGACGCAAUAAGGAAACCAACACAGUUUUGGCCAGAUUGAACAGUGAAUUGCAGCAACAAUUAAAGGAUGUUCUUGAGGAGAGAAUUUCUCUGGAAGUUCCGGAACAGCUUCGACCAUUCUCUCACCUAUAAGCCAAUUGCCGUUAA